Messenger RNA from Culex quinquefasciatus (southern house mosquito), 1869 nucleotides. RefSeq names its product sodium- and chloride-dependent glycine transporter 1. Gene Ontology annotation, biological process: sodium ion transmembrane transport. The transcript has 6 exons. Lineage: Eukaryota; Metazoa; Arthropoda; Insecta; Diptera; Culicidae. Gene Ontology annotation, molecular function: glycine transmembrane transporter activity. The record is from RefSeq and is a predicted model, not a curated record. Gene Ontology annotation, cellular component: membrane. The coding region runs from base 29 to 1747 and encodes 572 amino acids.
GUGUGAGAGUUUCUUUCGGCCAGACAGCAUGUCUCCGGGUACGGUAAAGGCGCGUGGAAGCUGGGCUUCCAAAACUGAGUUUAUUCUGUCUUGCAUGGGAUACGCGAUCGGUAUCGGGAAUGUUUGGAGAUUUCCGUACCUGUGCUACCGUAACGGCGGAGGAGCGUUCCUGGUGCCGUAUCUGUUGAUGUUGGUGCUGUGUGGGAUUCCGUUGUUCUUUCUGGAAGUGUCUCUGGGUCAGUUUGCUGGAACGGGUUGCAUAACGGUGUUCAAGAUUGCGCCACUGCUGAAAGGGGCUGGGAUGGCUAUCGUUGUGAUCAACUUUAUUUGUACUUCGUACUACAACGUGAUCAUCUCGUAUCCGAUAUUGUUCUUGUGGAAGUCGCUUCAAGCGCAAUUGCCGUGGGAAAACUGCCAGAAUCCGUGGAAUACACCACGCUGCGUUGAACUUGGUGGUUCGGAUCAGCUCCAUAUGAUGAUGAACAACAGUUUGCUCAGUGUAUCCGAGAGGUUGCGAACUCCAGCGGAUGAGUUCUUUCAUAAUGAAAUUCUGCAAAUCUCCGACGGAAUCGGAAGCCCAGGUGGUAUUGUGUGGCCUCUGUUCGUGUGCAAUUUACUUGCAUGGAUCGUCAUCUACUGCUGCAUCAUCAACGGGGUCGAAUCCGUGGGGAAGGUCGUCUACUUCACGGCGACAUUUCCGUUUGUAAUAUUAGCCGUUUUAUUCGUUCGAGGGAUCACACUGCCGGGAGCGGCUGAAGGCAUUAGAUUCUACAUAAUGCCACAGUGGGGCCUGUUGACCGAUUUGCGGGUUUGGGCCGAUGCGGCUGUCCAGAUAUUCUUCUCGCUGGGACCCGGCUGGGGAGGUAUCAUCAAUAUGGCUAGCUACAAUCAGUUCAAGAACAACGCAAAGUUUGACGCACUGCUCAUUCCGGUCGUCAACUGCGGUACGAGCAUCUUUGCCGGCUUUGUGGUGUUCUCGGUGCUCGGAUAUAUGUCACAUCAAACUGGGCUUCCAGUCUCGGCCGUCGCUACCGGUGGACCAGGGUUGGCUUUUGUGACAUACCCGGAGGCGGUUGGAAUGCUGCCGUUUCCACAGCUGUGGGCUAGUUUGUUCUUUGUAAUGCUGUUUCUGUUGGGAGUAGACAGUAUGUUUGUGCAAAUCGAAGCCAUCAUCAGUUCGGUUCUCGAUGUAUACCCGUGGUUGAGGACUCACAAACGUUGGAUUACACUAGGAACAUGUUUUGCCAUGUUUUUACUUUCGAUUUCCUGCACAACACAUGGUGGAAUGUAUUUGCUGCAACUUAUGGAUUGGUAUUCGGCCGCGAUCUCGGUGAUUUUGGUGUGCAUCGUAGAGGUUGUGGCCGUUUCUUGGGUUUACGGCGUUCGAAACUAUGUGCGGGACAUCGAGUUCAUGAUCGGCAGAUCGAUCGAGCGAUACUGGAUCGUGUCGUGGAAAAUUGUCACUCCGUUGGUUCUGACGUUCAUAUUUUUUACAACUAUUGUCUACAACACAGAAGUAACCUACAACGGAGUGCGAUAUCCACGGUGGGCGAUCAUUUUAGGCUGGGCUAGUUGUUUCGCUUCGAUGAUUUGUAUUCCAGGAUAUGCUAUCUAUGAGCUUGCUCGGACCAGAGGGACGAUCACAGAGAGACUUCGGAAAAGCCUUACUGCGAACGACUGGGGACCUGCCGACAUAUUGCAGCGAACGCUCUGGAAGAGCCAUGUGGAGAUAAGCUAUCAAAUGUAGGACUUGAAAGUAACAAAAUCGAUACGAAUGCUUCAAAAUUUAUUAUGCCAAAUCUCAAUCCAAUCCAUUUUACAGCCAGUACUUGUUGUAACCAUAACCGCCAUAGUUCCACGCACCGUUAU